UUGCACACUGACAUGCUGACAUGUGUGUGUUACGACAUUUAUCAUAUAUUUAAAUUAAAUUAAAAUCUUAUAAAUGAUAAGCUUAAGGCAAUCACUUACUUUCAGUAUAAACGGUAUAGUCAAGUAUUUCAUGCGGCCGAUGUCUGCCCACAGUAGCAACAAAACCCAACUAAAUCACGACACUGUACCACAUGUUAAAGCCAAAGACGCGGCUAAACGAAUAGUAUGGGUAGACUUAGAGAUGACAGGGCUAAACAUCGAGAAGGACUAUAUCAUGGAAAUUGGCUGCUUAGUGACCGACGCUCAGUUGAAUGUGGUGGCAACUGGGCCCAAUAUUGUUAUUCAUCAGCCUGACCAUGUCUUGGAGAGCAUGGAUGAGUGGUGUAUCAACCAACAUGGUGAGAGUGGCCUGACUGAGUCCUGCCGCAAAUCCAACGUGUCAAUCGAAGAUGCUGAAAAGCAGAUACUACAAUUCAUCAGCUCCCAUGUACCUGAGAAAAAAUGCCCGCUGGCCGGCAACAGUGUUUAUAUGGACCGUUUGUUUAUACGCAAAUACAUGCCGCAGUUUAACCAGUAUUUACAUUACAGAGUAAUUGAUGUGAGUACUAUUAAAGAACUGGCUAAGCGUUGGUACCAGAAGGACUUUUCUAACAUUCCUCAGAAGAAGUUUUCGCAUCGCGCUGUGGACGACAUUUUGGAGAGUAUUGAGGAGUUGAAGUAUUAUAAAGAACAUAUAUUUAAAUCAUGAUUUCCUUGUGCGUUUUAGCAAAUUUUUACCAUGUUUAGAUUAAUUUGACGUAAUAAAUAUUGUCAUGUGUA
Messenger RNA from Cydia pomonella (codling moth), 819 nucleotides. Its product is annotated as probable oligoribonuclease. The transcript has 3 exons. The record is from RefSeq and is a predicted model, not a curated record. NCBI's taxonomy places the organism in Eukaryota, Metazoa, Arthropoda, Insecta, Lepidoptera, Tortricidae. Gene Ontology annotation, cellular component: mitochondrion. Gene Ontology annotation, molecular function: 3'-5'-RNA exonuclease activity; nucleic acid binding. Bases 74 to 748 code for a protein of 224 amino acids.